CUUCGCGCUCGGACCUUCGCCGGAGGGGCCGCGGCAUCAUGACGGUGGGAACGAGGCUCCGAAGCAAGGCGGCUCGCCGGCCCCGAGCGCGAGGGCGGACGGCGGGGGACGAGGAGGCGGCGCCCAUCCUGGAGCACCUGGAGUGCGGGGACGAGGCGGCGGGGCCGGCGGAGGGCGCGGCGGGCGGGCGGCGCCCGGGGGCCCGGGGCGCGCGGCAAGUGCACCUCGCCGCCCUGCCCGAGCGCUACGAGCCGCUGGACGAGCCCGGCCCGGGCGAGAAGCCCAAGCGGAGGUACCGGCAGAAGCUGAAGAAGUACGGCAAGAACGUCGGGAAGGUCAUCACCAAAGGAUGCCGCUACGUGGUCAUCGGCCUGCAGGGAUUCGCCGCAGCCUACGCCGCCCCCUUCGCGGUCACCACCAGCGUGGUUUCCUUCGUGCGCUGACAGGGGAGCUGCUUGGGCGGGCGCCGCGGAGUGAUGGAGCCGGGACAGUGCGGAUCCAGGAGCAUUUCAGACUUGAACUCACGGCAGACUUGGAGGAGAAAAAAUGUCUUUCUUUGUUGACUCGGAUGAGUGUGAUGAAUGAGUCAUCCCUGCCCACCUGCUGAGCUUUUCUCGUCUCUCACACACGUGUGGAUCCCGUGGUCAGUCCCGCAGAGAAUCAGGCCGAGGUUGGGUUUGGGAUUUGAGUUGGUUUGCUAAAGCCUGAGCCUUCGGGGAAGGUGGCGGGUGCCGAUGGAGGCCAACACCGGGCAGAUUCGAGCGUGGGGAGCAGAGUGGCGAUUGCGGGGGGAUGAGAGGAUGCUGACCUCAGAUGAUUUUCUGUGUCCUCCUGGGACGGUCACGGGCUGAUGGGCACUCACGGCCCUUGGCUGCCUCUGUUCUGAGGGCAGCUAAGGAGCCGUUUAUGUCCCAAGUUGUCCUCCCCCAUCUCCUUCCUCCGCCACUCUGUCACCAGGAGUUGAAUUACAGGCUUGAGAAGAAGGAAGGAAGACAAAACCUCUUUGAAGGCUAUGAUGCUUUGAAAACUGUGUCGAAAGUAUGUCAUGGCUGUUUAAAGUAGAUAAAAGCUUGUCAUUUUCCUCCAUCUUUGCAAGGUCGUGCGGCUGGCAAGGAGGGGAGGAGGAAGGGCAAGUUCAGAUGCGGGAUGGGUGGCUGGGACGGAUUGGCCGAGGGACAGUCCUGAGGGCUGUGGUGCCUGGUGUGGCCCAGUUUGGCCCAGCUGGGACUUUGGGGCCAGCCAGACUCUCCAGCAAGGGUGCAGCUGGCUUCGAUCGGGAUCCUGGCAGCAUCUGCCCACUCCUGACAGCUGCGCGCUGGCAGGGGCUGAGAGAGAGAGAGAGAGAGAGAGAGAGCAUCUGGGAAUGAACGUGUGCAUUUAGAGAGGGAACCAGUAAGUAGGAGACAAGCGUGGAGGAAGUGGAACCAAGGCAAGAGGACGGGGGCGCUGGGGGCAGUCCAGGAGGCGGGUCUGGAGCAUCACUGUUGGGGAGUCUGGCGGGCUGGGCCUGUGCCUCUAGGUGGGGUCAGGGGAGCUGGGUGGCCAGAAGUGCCGUGGCUGGUGCUUAAAACCCCUCCGAGGCCAUGAGCUCACACUGGCUGCCUUUGUAGCUUCCUUUCCUCUUCCACGCUGGCUGGUCUGACCUCAUCUCACCUGGACUCGAAGGUUGGCAUGGGCACGCGUCCCAGGCCUGACACCCACCAGGGAUGAAACGAGGACUGCCACUGGACAGGGAGGUGAAGGAAAGAGCGGGUCCCUCACACCGCGCCCCCCUGCCAACCCCACCGCAGGCCACUGUUCUGACUUUAUUUUCCACAUAUCCGGAAGGCCAAAGUGGUUUUUGCUGACCAGUCUGCAGGGUCAGCGGCCACACCUACCUGUUGUCACGUAGGUGGAAGGGAGGCCACGACGCUCAUGCUGCUUUGAUCAAGCCCAACUAGAAGUCACUGGGAGGUGAGAAGGUAGCAAGACAGACAGAGGGACAGAAAAAGGAAUGGGUGGAGGAGAAGGUCGUAGCUGUGAAGCUAGACUUUGCUUUCUGAAGCUUUGACCUCAUGUUGAAGAGAAACUGGAAACCAAUUCUUGCAUCAUUAAUAUUUGAGGAGGAGAGGAAACAGGUGAUCUUGUUUUAGCAUGAGGGAUGAAAGUUGAUAAUGGCACAUGCGCACACAUGCGAGGUAACGACAGCUUGCCCCGCACUCUGGGGGUCGGGGAAGAGCAGAGAGAGACGCAAGUGGGAGAAGCGGCCACGCAGUUAGUGGGGAAGCGAGUCAGGCCCUGUGGGGGCUGCCAGUCACAGGGAAUGAAGACAGGAGGUCUGGAGGACACCCUCCCCUGUGACCCCAAGGAGCUGACUGACUCCUCGUGGGGACGUGGAAGGGGACCCCAGGAAGGGACCAGAGCUGCUGAGGCCUUUUCCUUGCCUGGGAGUCUGUCUAAAAAAGAGCUUCCCCACCCCCCAAAUUGGACAGACUGUUCAGUCCAGCACAUUUGGCCCUGAAAUUCUUAAAGCCUGGUUGAGCAUUAACCCAGAAAUGUCCAAAGUCAAAACCUCGCAGGGAUUGUCCCGGGAGUCAGGUUCAUGGGUACAGAAGAUGAACUUCAAACUGUCACUCGCCUGAGUCAUCAUUUCUCCUGUGAGGCUCCUGUGUUUUUCUCGUUCUUUGUUCCUUGAGCUUACGAACUUGGAUCCCGUCUCAGUUUACCUUUUUACCUUUUCUUCAUCUUUAACUUUUUUUUUUUAAAUAUGAGGGCCCGCACCCUACUGAGAAUCAAGUUCUAGAGCUUUCCCAUCAUGUGCUUGACAGAGAAGCUUCUUUUGUAUCCUUUCUUGCCCUAUUAUGUAAAUAAAA
Molecule: messenger RNA, 2852 nt
Organism: Propithecus coquereli (Coquerel's sifaka)
Lineage: Eukaryota; Metazoa; Chordata; Mammalia; Primates; Indriidae
Gene: CUNH1orf115
Product: chromosome unknown open reading frame, human C1orf115
Exons: 2
Coding region: 39-443 (134 amino acids)
Source: RefSeq, a predicted model, not a curated record